AUGAAAUUUCAUCCAAUUACUGUUAUUACGAUUAUUACUUUAUUCUUAUUUUGUUCCUUAAAUGGAUUUCAAUUAAAAGGAGUAAAAAAAUUUGAAAAUCAUAAUAAUGAUAAUUUAAUAAGAUUAAAGAGAGAAAAGAAGAAAAAAUCAAAGAAUGGAAGCAAAAAAGAUUCAAAAAAAACUACAAAUGAUACAAAAAAAAAGAGAACUACAAAAACAACAACUUUAACACCAGAAACUACAACAACAUCAUCAAGUGACGAAAUAACAACUACAACACCAUCAAGUGAGGAAAUAACAACUUCAGUACCAAUAAUUGAAGAAGAAACAAAUACAACAUCAACAAAUGAAGGAAUAACAACUACAGUAUCAAUAAUUAAAGAAGAAACGACUACGACAUCAAUAAGUGAAGAAAUAACAACUACAGUACCAACAACUGAAGAACCAACAAAAACAGCUGAAGAAACAACAUAUGAAAUACCAACUAAUUCUUCAACAGAUUCUAUAGCUGAUGCAAGAUCCAAUGCAAUUUUGGAAUUAUGCCGUUGUUUGCUUUCAUUUAUAGAAAAAUUAUUAGCAAUGGUAAAAAGUUUAUCAGCAUCUUUAUCGGAAUUAGAAGAACAAUCAACUACAUUACUUCCAUCAGAAAAUAGUACAUUAAUAUUUUAA
Messenger RNA from Strongyloides ratti, 669 nucleotides. RefSeq lists its product as hypothetical. Lineage: Eukaryota; Metazoa; Nematoda; Chromadorea; Rhabditida; Strongyloididae. The coding region runs from base 1 to 669 and encodes 222 amino acids. The record is from RefSeq and is a predicted model, not a curated record. The transcript is spliced from 4 exons.